UCGCCGAAAUCGUCACUAAAUCGAAGAUGACUACAGCAAUUGCCAUCGAGGAUGUUAGAAGGGAGGUAAAAAUACUGAGAGCUCUGUCCGGACAUAACAAUCUAGUUCAUUUCUAUGAUGCACAUGAGGACCACGAUAAUGUCUACAUAGUAAUGGAAUUAUGUGAAGGAGGGGAACUCUUGGACAGUAUUCUGUCAAGGGGUGGAAAAUACACUGAGGAUGAUGCAAGAGUUGUGAUGAUUCAGAUACUUAAUGUUGUUUCCUUCUUUCAUCUGCAGGGUGUUGUGCACCGCGAUCUUAAACCUGAGAAUUUCUUGUUUACAUCAAAGGAUGAAAAUUCACAAUUGAAGGCCAUAGACUUUGGCUUGUCUGAUUUUGUGAAACCAGGUUUGUACUCUAUUUUCUUUUAUUUAAGUUCUAUGCUUUAUUUAUUUGAUUGGUUUGUUAAUAUGUUCUUUCUUUUUCCAUUUGUAGAUGAAAGGCUUAAUGAUAUUGUUGGUAGUGCAUACUAUGUUACACCAGAAGUUCUACAUAGGUCUUAUAGUACGGAAGCGGAUGUCUGGAGUAUAGGUGUGAUUGCUUAUAUUCUAUUGUGUGGAAGUCGUCCAUUUUGGGCCCGGACAGAGUCUGGGAUAUUCCGAGCUGUUUCAAAAGCUGAUCCAAGUUUUGAUGAUGCACCUUGGCCAUCUCUAUCUUCUGAGGCUAGGGAUUUUGUGAAACGCUUACUGAACAAAGACCCAAGGAAAAGAUCGACUGCAGCCCAAGCCUUGAGUCAUCCCUGGAUAAAAAAUUAUAACGACGUGAAAGUACCCGUGGAUAUACUUAUAUUCAAACUCAUGAAGGCUUACCUACGUUCCUCAUCUCUUAGGAAAGCUGCAUUAAGGGCUUUGUCUAAAACUUUGACUGUGGAUGAGCUAUUUUACUUGAAGGAGCAGUUCGCACUAUUGGAGCCAAACAAAAACGGCACUAUAAGCUUGGAAAAUAUUAAAGUGGCCCUGAUGAAAAAUGCAACAGAUGCUAUGGAGUCUCGCAUCCCUGAAUUUCUAGCAUCACUAAAUGCACUUCAAUACAGAAGGAUGGACUUUGAUGAAUUCUGUGCAGCUGCAUUAAGUGUUCAUCAGCUCGAGGCUCUUGAUAGAUGGGAACAACAUGCUCGCUGUGCUUAUGAACUUUUCGAGAAGGAUGGAAAUAGAGCUAUUGUCAUCGAUGAACUAGCUUCGGAACUCGGACUGAGCCCAUCCGUGCCGAUUCACUCUGUCCUCCAUGAUUGGAUUCGUCACACCGAUGGAAAGCUAAGUUUUCUCGGAUUUGUUAAGUUAUUGCAUGGUGUAUCUAGCCGAACCUUUGCAAAAGUUCAAUAGAAGUUGAAGUACUUCAGUAAGAGCUCAAACAAACAAUUGCAUCUUGACUACCCUGACUACAUAUAUAAUACCGGUAGAGGAAAUGUUGUGGGCACAAGCUUAUAAAAAAACACAUGAUUGAUGCCUGGUGCACCUGCAAUUUAACAUAGGACAAAGGUGUAAGAAUUUGAUGUUUUCAACUGCAAAAUUGUAGUUAAAAAAAAUGUGUUCAAUUGCAGAAGUUGAGAAUAUUUCUCAACUGGUUUCAAGAGACAUAACCUGAUAUAUUUCGGCCAGCCUCAUGAAACCAUGAUUGUAUCAUCUUCUUGUCCCCUCUGUUCUAUAAUUUGUAAUGAAAAGUUCUUGCGCUUAAAUUUA
Hibiscus syriacus is the source of this 1718-nucleotide messenger RNA. RefSeq names its product CDPK-related kinase 5. Gene Ontology annotation, biological process: intracellular signal transduction; protein autophosphorylation; peptidyl-serine phosphorylation. NCBI's taxonomy places the organism in Eukaryota, Viridiplantae, Streptophyta, Magnoliopsida, Malvales, Malvaceae. Gene Ontology annotation, molecular function: calcium/calmodulin-dependent protein kinase activity; ATP binding; calcium-dependent protein serine/threonine kinase activity. Gene Ontology annotation, cellular component: cytoplasm; nucleus. The transcript has 10 exons. Bases 27 to 1361 code for a protein of 444 amino acids. The record is from RefSeq and is a predicted model, not a curated record.